Meleagris gallopavo (turkey) is the source of this 2598-nucleotide messenger RNA. It is a transcript of the gene MARCO, whose product is annotated as macrophage receptor with collagenous structure. NCBI's taxonomy places the organism in Eukaryota, Metazoa, Chordata, Aves, Galliformes, Phasianidae. Gene Ontology annotation, molecular function: extracellular matrix structural constituent conferring tensile strength. Gene Ontology annotation, biological process: extracellular matrix organization. Gene Ontology annotation, cellular component: membrane. The record is from RefSeq and is a predicted model, not a curated record.
GGAAAAGCCUAUCAGAAAGCAUAUCAAAGCAGGAGGCAGAUGGAAAGUUCCUUCAGUUCUCCAUUGCCCUCCAUCUGAUGAGGCUCUAGGUUAGCCACAUUUGUCAUGAAAAUUAAAGACAGAUGUAGAGGAGAUGGGAGUUCAAGUGAUAUGAGCACCUUCAGUAUUUCAGACAAGAUUGGGUUUGCCUCAGCUGCUACUACAACCUUUCAGAUGAGUGAGCCUCAAAUCCAAAGAAAGCCAUCCACAUGCUGCGCUCGGACUACUCUUGUCAUCUAUCUGCUGCUGCUGACAGUUGGCCAAGUGCUGUUGGCGUACAAAGUGUUUAAGAUGAAGGAGGAGAUACUGAAAUGUCAGGAAAAUAAUGCCUUCCAUGCUGAAGAGAUGAUAGGAAGAUCCUAUACUGACAACCUUCUUUUGGAGAAAAACUUCACAGAGAGGGACAUGGGACGUGAAGAAAACUGGAGGAGGCACUUAGAAAAGGAAAUCACCAUAAUUAAAAGCAGCAAUGCAAACUUGAUGAUGAUGAUGAGCAACAUCACCCUGCUUGCAGGGCAUCCUGGACACAAAGGAGAACCUGGUCUACCAGGGCUACAGGGACCACCAGGGAUAAAGGGAGACCGAGGAAUUCCAGGCUUACAGGGCACUAAAGGAGAUCGUGGUCCCACUGGCCCAAGGGGUGAACAAGGAGAAAAAGGAAUAAAAGGACAAGUAGGAUUUCCAGGUCUUGUAGGGCAGAAAGGUGAAAUGGGCCAGAAGGGUGAUCCAGGGAACCGUGGACCCAUGGGUCCUCCAGGAAACCAGGGAGUGCCAGGACUGCCAGGCUUCAAUGGCAGUGCGGGAGAGCCCGGACGUCCUGGACAGAAAGGAGAAGCAGGCCCAGCUGGAGAACGUGGCCUCCCAGGACCUCCUGGCCCCAGCAGUCCUGGGCAGAAGGGAGAGAAGGGAGACCUUGGGUCUAAGGGCUCUCCAGGAAUGCCAGGCAAUGUGGGACCCAAAGGUGAAAAGGGAGACAGAGGAGUUCCAGGUGUUGUAGGGCCAAAAGGAACAAAGGGAGACCAGGGCCCAUCAGGCAUCCAAGGUCCAACUGGUCAAAAAGGAAGCAAGGGUGAUUAUGGCAGUAAAGGUCUGAAAGGUGAACCAGGAGUAAAAGGAGACAAAGGAGACCAAGGAAACCCAGGUUACUCCAACAACAUACGAAUCGCAGGAGGGGGCAGGAGGGGUCGUGUGGAAAUCUUUCACCAAGGGUCCUGGGGAACAAUAUGUGAUGAUGACUGGGACACCCAGGAUGCCUCUGUUGUCUGCAGAAUGAUGGGGUACAGAAGUGCCAUCUCCGCCUUCACUGCAAGUGGAGGCACUGGACAAAUUUGGCUUGACAAUGUGAACUGCAGAGGGAGUGAAAGUUCGAUUUACCAGUGUAACAAACCUGACUGGGGCGAGCACAACUGCUCCCACAAUGAGGACGCUGGGGUGGAGUGUAUCUGAUGAGACACAGGGCUGACCCAGGAACCACUGCCCCCUCGUGUGCUCCACAGGACCCCUGUUCAUUGCAUUCAUCCAGCUUCUUCACACAGAGGGAAUUCCAUUUUCCAUAAAUCAGCAACAAUAGCAAGACUCACAAAUAAUGUGAGGCAUCCCAGCUGUCAGAAAUCAGCUGGAGCUCAGCUGUGAUCAAGUGCGUGGCUUUGCCACCUGCCUGACACUAGCCCACCUGCAGCAGCUGUGGAGCUGCUCUGCUUUAGCUCAGUGCAAUAGGAGGGAACAGGAGAAGCCUGCAGAAUGAGCUGUAGCUUACCUGGCCAGCCUUAACACAGUGCUGUUGUCAGCCCGCCCUAAAGCCCAUUGUAAAGAGCAUGUACCCAAGACAGAAAUCAUUAAGUGAUCUUUUUGGUGUGUAAACACAAAAGUUCUUCAGGUGAGAUGAUGAUCACAGGUCAAAAUGCAACCAUACCAGCCUGGGAUCCAGGUUUAGCACAGACCUUGUAUUUGACCUUGGCCAAGUCUCCUGCCUUCUCUGUCAGCAUUUCCUAACCUGUUUCCCAGGAACAAAACCCUCACCUUAUCUGGUGUAUAAAACUGUGUGCCUUCAGAAAUGAGAAGUUCCACUUUAGAAAUGAGAUGUUCCACUACAACAAAGAGAUGAUGAAUAAAAGCAAUAAGGGUGAAGUAUCAACUAAUUAUCCUCUCACAGUGAAAAUAUGGUCCCUAAACCAAAGGUUUCUGCCUUAAAUGAAAAUCCUAUGUAUCUGAGACAAUAAGUGAAAGACUUCUCUUUCUUAAAGCCUAAAGUCUUCCCCUUUUUAACAGCUCUGGGCAUUUGGCAGGUGACAAGAAGCCUGUGCAUAAACAGCUGUGCACAUUGCAGCAACCUGCUUGCUAACAUUGUAUUUAACACAUCAGAAAUGGCUGUAAGCAACCCCACAUUUCUGCAUCAGCAUUAUCCGCAACUGCACUUAUCUACACAGCUUCUAACUCAAUUUUUGUGCUCACAAACCCAGAUCUAAGUGGAAAAGCUGAGUGGUGCUGGUAAGAACAGCAGGUGACUGUGUGUAAAUAAAGCACUGUCACUUCUAGGGAAUAAAGGAUUUACAAACUGUA